Messenger RNA from Pimephales promelas (fathead minnow), 7716 nucleotides. Its product is annotated as UPF0606 protein KIAA1549. The record is from RefSeq and is a predicted model, not a curated record. NCBI's taxonomy places the organism in Eukaryota, Metazoa, Chordata, Actinopteri, Cypriniformes, Leuciscidae.
UAGAGUCAGAAUUUGGCAUAAACCGAAUGAGAACAUGGAUCCAUCAUUUUUUGCUUUUUUUUAUUAUUAUUAUUGGUUCUAUUGGUUUUUCAUGUCAUGUGUUUGUCUGGUGUGCCUUCAGUGAAUGUGGUACCUUUGUGGGAUGAUAUGGAUCAGCUCAUGAGGUACAAACUUGCACUUUUUUUCAAACCAUACAGUACAUCAAUAAAUUCUCCCUGUUUUUUCCUAUUUUGUCACUCAUUUGAAUUCAAGGUUUUCCAGAUAAUCACUGCAGUCUUGCAGGCCCACUGGUGUUAAGCACCAGGGCUUAAAUGAAAUAACGUUAAUUUGACCUUGCUGACCUUGCUCAAUUGAUUCAAAACCAAUUAAUUGAUUAAAUGUAUACUCUAAGCUAGUUAAACUAUAGUUAAUCUUCAUAAAGGAAAAAAAUAUAUAUAUUAACUUUUUAAUUUUUUCCAAACAAUGUACAGGACGGGGACAUCGAGAAAAAAAUGUUUCAACUGAAACCUAAACAAAUCGGUUUUGAUACAGAUUGCACCUAGAAAAUUACUAAACGAAAUAAAUUUAAAGCAUUUACCUUUCUAAAAGUAACUGAAUUAUUAGAAAUACAAAUAAUUAGGCUACACACAAUCUCUUAUACGUCCUCCAGGCCCUAGUGUAAAAGAACAAGACUAUAUAAAAUUAAAAUAAGAUGAGCGUGAGAGGGUUGCUAAGGGAUCCUGCUGAGAGCCAAUGACAGAGACUCGUUCAUUCUGUACGUUUCGUAUGAAUAAAUAGAAGGGGCGGGUCAUUGCCAAGCGCCGCAGAUAUCGAUAAGGCGUAAUUCUCCUGUGUGGAGUGUUUUAUGCCGAAGAAAUGGACAUGGGCUGCCAACAAUAUAUCCUAGAAGCGGCUCACGUAUUUUUUUAAGCGGUGCAAUUUGUCCAGCGUGAGUGGAAGCGAUGGGAUCUUGGGUAAUGGGCCGUUCGUGGGAAGAGCGAGACCUUUAUAACCGCUUCUGCACUACACCGGAUACCGGGAAAUGAACCACGCACGAGCAACGUUCUGGAUACCGUCUAUACGAGGAGCUGUCAGCAUAAAUUCAUCUGAUUUGAUUCUCUGCAUCGAUAUUCUCCAUUUAUGGCCGUUCUGUCAUCUUGAUAUCGGGUGUGUGUAAAGGGGCGCGCGAGUGAGCCGCAUCCGCGCGAGGUGCAUUUCAACAUGACAGCAAUGUAUAGAGGAAGGAUACCAAGCGGGAAGACCUGUGGCUAUCCGGGGGACAUUUUAUCAGGGUCAGAUGGCCUGUCUUGAAUAAGAAACAAGCAAAAAUGGAGAGCUCCAGUUCAAGGAUGGUCCUGAGGAGCUCCCGGCGUCUGCUCGGAUGUUGUGCGCUUCUGCUCGCGACCGUGAUGCUGGCGGGCUUCAUCCCGACGUCCAGCUCACCCGUGGCAGUGGAGCUCCCAUCCAACAUGUCUAAAAGGAGUCUCAAUCAACUUCCAACAAGACCACAUUCACCUCCUGCCUUAUCUUCAUCAUCUUCGUCUCCUCAGCGUUCAGAAAGAACCAGGCGUCCAGCUCACACGCCACCAGGUGCCAAACAUCCCUCAUCCUCUGGUCACCACGACAGUGCCUCCAGUAUAGAUCCCACCCCGUCCCUUAGCUCCGAAGGGUCGGGUAACCUGGGCGACGGGGCCCAGGGCAUCCACUUGCUGUUACGGCCCCCAGACCUUCUAACGCCCAGCCAGAUGCCUCCUCUCCAUGGCAACAGACCGCCUACGCCAGCCCCCCCGACCCUGGUGCAGCCCGAAGACCUGUAUCCCGCCCACUCUGCGGAGGUGGACUGGGGAUCCGGAGACUACCUAGAAACUCUUACGUUCAUGGGAUCCGAAGGGGAGGAGUUUUCUCUCGUCACCACCCUUCCUACCCAUGGAUACGAUCCAUAUGAUGCCGACGAUGAUGCCACAGUCAGCUACAACACAGCUUUCCCUUCUCGUCCCAUCCUGCCCCUCUCGUCCAGAGACCUCCAGCCCAGCGCGACCGUAAAAUACGGGAAUAACUUAAGGACGGCUCAUCCUACUGAUCCCCGCCUUCCAUUGGCUCCUGACUCUGCCCACACAAGCGAUAUGGACGAUGAUUUGGAUUUCGAUUGGGCGGAGCUUUUUCCCAUUGAGCCAACUGAAAUGCUGCUUCCCGACAUGAACAGUUUGGAAUACUACAACACGUUGCAAGCCAAAGAGAACGCUAGUAUUGCGAGGAACAGGACGCACCCUCACAUCACCCCAACGCACACUGUAGAAACCCCCCACACUACCACUGCAACUUUGGGAAAAGUCCCUGAUCAUGUUGACCUGACAGCCCCUCAGCCCAUUCCAUCAGUGACCCCAACUCCACCCCAAAAACCUAAGCCUCCCAUCCCAUCAACCACCGAGACACAACGACCUCCUGAAGCCCCAAAGAAGGGUGUUCAUUCCAUACCCACGUCCCAUGGGGGCAAAACCCGACCGUCAGUGCCAACCGCCCUGCCUCCACCCGGCACCUUUGAGGGUCCAGUAAUACAAGCUGUCACGCUGAAGCCCCCCGCUACGAAACCCCGUACAACCACCAUCAAAACCCCCAUCAGAACUACAACUACAACUAAAAGCACGACUACCACGAGCACCACCAAAAGCCCACCGCCUACAACUCCCAGAAUUCCUCUGUCCAUCGCACCCCGACAGUACAUUUGCAACAUCACCAAACCGGACAUGUACCUAGUUAGAGUGGGAAUGCCAAGUGGGUCAUCCGUGGCGUUUGCCAAAGCUCACGUGCGGGAGAUUCUUCGACGAGAGUUCAACCGUUCAGUUGAGCUACAGGUCCUCAAAGCCCCGCCCAAUUUCAUCUUCCGGGCAGUCUCCGGGCCAUUAGUGUACACUGCUGUGUCCGUCAUCAAUACUCUCCGCCAAUCAGCACACAGCACUUCUUAUUCUACCAUUCUAUCCGUCACAACCAUAUAUGCCGUGCCCGAUUACAAACAUCAGGUCCACACAGUGCUGCAGUUUGUGCCGAGUCAUGUGGACGUGCGUCUGUGUAGCUUCAGCGAGCGUGUGGAGAAGGGGUUACUCAUGGCGUAUGCGGAAGUACGCAAGCGCUCGCAAGAAAAUGGAAAUUUCUCAGUUCACAUUGUGAAUAUCACUAGUAGCGUUCCUAAGGGUCAGCGGCAGCAGAAGGCUCCGGUGGACAUCACCUUUGCUGUGCGUGACUCCCAAGGCUUCCUAACGGGUUCAGACGUGAGUGGCCACAUGAGGCAGCUCAGCACUGUGGAGUUCAGCUUCUAUCUUGGUUUUCCUACCCUGCAGAUCGCUGAACCUUUAAAUUAUCCUGAAUUGAAUGUGUCCCACCUUUUACGCACAUCCUGGGUGAAAACAGUUUUACUGGGUGUGUUGGACCAGCGUGUGAAUGAAAGGACGUUCCAGGCCAAAAUGGAGAGGCGGUUAGCACUGCUGGUCGGAGAGGGACUUGGGAUUGGGGUUAGCAAUCGACGAUGGAGAAGAGCUACUAGUAUUGGCAACAACAGUGUGCAGAUCGUUCGAGCGUCCCGUCUGGAUGGCCCAGACUACCCGUUGGAGCUGGUGUAUUUUGUGGAAGCGGGGUCAGGAGAGAGACUGCCAGCCCAGGCCACUGCAGUCAUGCUCAACAGACUGAACCUGCAGAGAGCUGCCAUCGUACUGGGCUACAGAGUACAUGGAGUUUUGGCCACACCGGUGGAGAAGCUGGCCCUUCCGCCCUCUGAGACUCAGUCCAGUAACAUUUGGCUGAUCGUAGGAGUUGUGGUCCCAGUGCUGGUGGUCAUCCUCAUCAUCAUCAUCCUUUACUGGAAACUGUGCCGCUCUGAGAAGCUGGAGUUUCAACCAGACGCCAUGAGCACCAUCCAGCAGAGACAGAAGGUCUGGGUCUCUGAGUGUUUGCAGCCUCCCAGCGUUAAAGGUUUUGAUUUCGCUAAGCUACACCUGGGGCAACACAGUAAGGAUGACAUCAUGGUAAUCCAAGAACCCGCUUCUUUACCGCCGCCUGUUAAAGAGGCCACGCCCUCAGAGGGCGGAGAAUUGAACACUCCUAAAUCGAAGAGCUCAUCUACAAAAGCGUCACGUGCUGCACGGAGAAGAGGCCGAUUGUCUCCAUCUGAUGGAGAUUCGUUAGGAAGUGAAGCAUCCAGCGGUAGAGAAUCAGCUGAGGAGAGCACCAGACCUGCUGUGACCCCAAGUGACUGCAAACCCCAACAUCGCAAGAACAAGCAUGCAAAAAACAAACAUGGUACUCAGCCUGGAAGUGGUGUGGAUGAGCAGUUGUCCUCGUCGUCCAUAUUUGAGCAUGUGGACCGCCUGUCUCGAGGUUCGUCAGAUGGAACUCGCAGAGUGUCCAAUAAGAUACAGCUUAUUGCCAUGCAGCCCAUGCCAAGCCCACCCUCCUAUCCACAUAACCAAGCCCUGAGUCCCAACCUGACGGACAAGAUGCAUGACGGAGCCAAUGUCAACAGUGAGAUCCAAGUGGCCUUAAGGCAUAAAUCCGAGAUCGAACACCAUCGCAAUAAGAUCCGCCUGCGUGCCAAGAGAAAGGGCCACUAUGAGUUUCCCUCCAUGGAGGACAUCAUGGCAGCGUUCGCCGACAGCUCCGAGCAGCAGCGAGUGUAUCAACAAGCUCAGGAGCAGAUACACAAGAUCCUGCAUCCUGAGGAACACACGCCUUCAUCGCGUGGAGAGCCACGCAAAAGUUCCAGAGGAAAACGCUCUCCCAGGCACAGACAGAGACCAAAUUUGAGUGGAAGCGGAAGUCUCAGAGACAAAGAUCGCCUCAUUAAUGACGGAGAUGCCACGUACAGGAAGUACCCCGGGGUCAACAACGUAGCCUAUGUGUCUGAUGCAGAUCAGCUCCCAGAUGCAGAAAGCCCUUCUCCUACUGAUGAGGUGUUUUUGGACCCUGGAUCGCCACCAUCUGGCCCCGCCCCUGCUCCGCCCACCUACACACCCCCUCAACCAACCAUCGAAGAAGCUCGGCAGCAGAUGCACUCCUUAUUGGAUGAUGCUUUUGCUCUCGUCUCGCCCUCUUCUCAAGGAAGCCCCGCUCCUCUAACGUUCACUGGCAUUACCGCGGUCACUGGCGUCGAAGGAAUCAGCCCCGGUCAACCCUCCAGCCCAUCCUCACGCCCCUCACGCCAAUGGGGCUCCUCUUCUUACCCAGCAGCCCCUGCACACAGUCCUUUCUCUGCUAGGUAUGCUGAGUUAGGAAUGUCUCCCACAUCGGUACAGGGUUUACUGCAGAGUUUUGACAGGCAGGCGCAAGGCUCUGCGUAUCUGGCAUCAGCAGAGAUGCAGUCCGAUCCUGGAUACUCUAGCAGGGGACAGUAUGGAGAAGAGAUGCCUUCAUCUUCUCGGCCACGGCCAGUGGGGGGAAGCACAGGUGCACAGUUGCAUCAGCUGACACAAGUGGGCUUGUCAAGUCGGAUUGGAAUGUAUCCUGGAGUUGGCCGUAGUGUAUCUGGACCCUCGGGAUCAAGCUGGACACAGUACCGCUCAGAUGAGGAGAUCUCUAGGCCAGGAUCCAACCGAGAAGCUAUACUGACAUUCCCAGAAUACUCUUCAUCACCUGUAUUCCAGAUGCCCAGGACAUCCCUGCAGGAUCCCACAACACCCCAGGCCCACCUGGAAGCCUCGAGCGCGGGGUACGUUGCCCCCGAGGAGCGUUCUCCACCCCCUCACUCCUCGGCCUCUCUCAUCAAGGCCAUCAGGGAAGAACUGCAGAGACUUUCUCAGAAACAGGCUGCUGUUGUCAGCUACCACAGUUGAGAAAGACCAUUCCAAAACCCCAGUCCUGGUUAACUUCCCGAUGUACCACAUAAACAACCUCACAAAUCCCAACACAGCUCGAUGGCUGAGAAACUGCUUUACACAAAACCCAAACCAAAAUCUUCAAAUUCAAGUACGGCUGGUCUGUUACAUAUGAAGAAAUACUAGCAAUCAUCCCUGCUUGUAUCGGCAGGAAAAUUCCACGGUUUAAAUGUCACUGCUGACAUGCAGAAAAUUCAACUAAAUACUCUCUCCUAUGAUUCACAAUAAAAAACACACCCUAAACGUCCUGUCCAGACUGUUUAGAAAAAUAGACAAAGUUGCCCCGUAUUCAGACUCUCAAUUUGCAUGCUGAGAGUUGUGAACCUUCAAGACUUAGUGCUGACUGUUGCUAAUGUGAAACUCACUCCCAUUCAGUUCCAUGUCUCUCAAAGUGCUUCCUUCAAAUGGGUCAUCUUCGUGUCUCCGGACUUCCUCUGGUGCUAAAAAUCAUUUCUGGGCUGUGCCACAAUACCACAAACUAGCCCUGGCCAAAAACUCUGAAGUGGCUUUCUUCUUUUUUUCUUUUUUGCCGCUAUCCUGUUCUCCCAAUUAUUCAAGACGGAUUAUCAAGUAGAAACGUGCUCUGUUCCACAAUCUAGUGAGCCUCCCGGAAAAGGUACCCAACAUAAUUAUUCAAUUAAUUUUCACCAAAUUAUAAUUCUUCACAGAGAAGGCAAACCCACACGCAUGGUGAACGAGGCAAGAGAAACGUCCAUUAUAAAGUUUUAUAAAAACGUUCAAAUAAUUAUUUAGCUCAACAUUUGUGCGUUCUGUGUAUUUUUAUAUUUAUUAGAGUGUCACGCCUUUAACUUCGCAAAAUGCUGACGUCAGUCUAGAGAAAUGUCAGAUAUAAAGUUUGAUGAAUUUCAUUGAGUAACGUUACCCAAAAAUUUUACCCAAAAUUUGCGAGUUCUGUGUAUUUUUAUACUUCUUAGACUGAGAGUCCUUGAAAGAGACUUUGGCUUAGCAAAAUGCUAAUAUCAAAAUCUGGUCUAGGCAAGAGAAAUGUCUAUUAUAAUGAUAAGUAGCUUAGCUUAUAUUAUUUUACUCAGCAUUUGUGAGCUCUGUGUAUUUCUUACUUAUUAGAGUAUCACGCCGUUAGCUUAGCAACAUGCUAACGUUAAACUCGUUUGAUUGACAUCAAUUGCAAAUCGAGUCAAUAUAGUGUUUUCCAAAUGAGCUACUUAUGAGGUUCCAUGACAUUUGGGAUGUCCAGCAGCUCACUAGUUUUUGGAACAAAACCUUCAGGUCUUGCCAUACAUUUGAGCUCCGAGUACUUCAAACUCUGCAGGGGAGGGAAACAGAUUUUGUUAGGAUUGUAAACAGUGAAGUUACUCUGAGUUUUUGAGCCAGCCCACAUGUGGAGAUGAUCGACAGGCGGCCUCAGUUGCAGACCAGCAUGGUUCCCAAGCCGAGAAACAUCAUAUUACUUUGUCCAACCGGUCUGCAUCUGAGGAAAAGUAUCAAAGCAAACAUCCAUGAUGCCCGUGUGUAUUCUUUUGAGCUCGUUUUGCCAGUGGGUUAUGUUGGCUGUCCAAUCAUUUCAGUGUCUUUCUAAAGUAUGGCUGAGGUAGUUUCUCAGUUGAUAUUAAUUUUGCACAUUUCCUCAUCUUUGCACAUUCAUAUCAUGGUGAUAAUGGAAGUCAAUCAGUUAAAGAGUUUAUUGUGGAAAAGAGAGUAUAGUAUACAGUAUCUAUAUAAAUACUAUAAAGAAAGAUAUAAGCGAGUUCAUAUUCUAUACAAAUAUAUAUAUAUUGCAUAUUAAUGUCUUAACUCAUUGAGCACAAUCUGAUUAUAUGUUAGAUUAUAUGUUAAACAUAUUAGAUUGUAUUUAUUUUUAUUGUUAUGAAACGUAUUAAAGAUGUGGGAAAAGUGU